GCCGGCCUGAGAGAAAACACUCAUUUUCAAACCAACUGAACUAAAUGUUUUGUGAUGUUUCUGAAGACUCAGCUCUGCCUCUCUUUGUUUCUCAGUUUAUAAUAGAAGACAUGAAGCAGCAGCAAACCAACAAACACAACAACCUGCACCGUGAAGACCAGCACAUCACUGUGGAGGAGCUGUGGAGGAGCUGGAAGACCUGCGAAGUCCACAACUGGACGGUGGAGGACUCGGUGCAGUGGCUGAAGGAGUCGGUGGAGCUGCCGCAGUACGAGAAGAACUUCCGGGACUUCGGGGUCACGGGGAACACUUUACCUCGGUUGGUACCGUCACUCGCGGCGGCAGAGAAUCCCCUUCAGCGACGCGUAACAAGAUCAGAUUCAUUAGUCCUGUUCAUGGCAGAUGUUACAAGUGCUUUAAUUAAGAUGUGUUUCCGUCGGUGAGCCGUGAAGUGUGUUUAUGAACAGCAGCACCUUUAUGAUCUUUGUCACAGCACCCAGAGGCGGCUUUAGUUUUCAUUACUCAGUUUAAUGCUGCCCACUGCUGGUCGUAAACGGCGACACAGGAGGAGGAGAGUCAGCUGGAUUGUCUUUGUUUCUCUGUUUUUGUAUUGAAAGAGGAAAUAGGGCAGACCACUCAUCGUCACAUGAUCUUUAUCCUUUAAAACGGCAACAAAUUGGCUUGAAUUCUCAGAAAAAACAUCAAAAAAGGCAAUGAUU
Plectropomus leopardus (leopard coralgrouper) is the source of this 719-nucleotide messenger RNA. Lineage: Eukaryota; Metazoa; Chordata; Actinopteri; Perciformes; Serranidae. The record is from RefSeq and is a predicted model, not a curated record.